Molecule: messenger RNA, 3760 nt
Organism: Carlito syrichta (Philippine tarsier)
Lineage: Eukaryota; Metazoa; Chordata; Mammalia; Primates; Tarsiidae
Gene: LARGE1
Product: LARGE xylosyl- and glucuronyltransferase 1
Exons: 15
Coding region: 22-2412 (796 amino acids)
Biological process (GO): protein O-linked glycosylation via mannose
Molecular function (GO): xylosyltransferase activity; glucuronosyltransferase activity
Source: RefSeq, a predicted model, not a curated record
UACAUUAAGAAACACUCUCAGAUGCAUCAGCCAUGUGUAGAGUACCUGUCGUGUGCCAGAAAGUAUUAUGAGGGAGGCCAAGGACUUCAUGCUCCGGACAGAGAAACGGCACUGGGACUAGGGAUUGCCACUUCCGAGAGGAUGCUGGGAAUCUGCAGAGGGAGACGGAAAUUCCUGGCUGCCUCGUUGAGUCUUCUCUGCAUUCCAGCCAUCACCUGGAUUUACUUGUUUGCUGGGAGCUUCGAAGAUGGAAAGCCGGUGUCCCUGUCCCCGCUGGAGUCCCAGGCGCACAGCCCCAGAUACUCGGCGUCCAGCCAGCGGGAGCGCGAGAGCCUGGAGGUGCGCGUGCGCGAGGUGGAGGAGGAGAACCGCGCCCUCCGCCGGCAGCUCAGCCUGGCCCAGGGCCGAGCCCCCGCCCAUCGCCGCGGCAACCACUCCAAGACCUACUCCAUGGAGGAGGGUACCGGGGACAGCGAGAACCUCCGGGCUGGCAUCGUGGCGGGCAACAGCUCCGAGUGCGGGCAGCAGCCGGUCGUGGAGAAGUGCGAGACAAUCCACGUUGCUAUCGUCUGUGCCGGAUACAAUGCCAGCCGGGACGUCGUCACUCUGGUCAAAUCCGUCCUGUUUCAUAGACGAAACCCCCUGCACUUCCACCUCAUUGCUGACUCCACCGCGGAGCAGAUCCUGGCCACACUCUUCCAGACCUGGAUGGUGCCUGCUGUGCGCGUGGACUUCUACAAUGCAGACGAGCUCAAGUCUGAAGUUUCCUGGAUUCCCAACAAGCAUUACUCUGGGAUUUACGGUCUGAUGAAGCUUGUCCUGACCAAGACUCUUCCUGCCAACCUUGAGAGGGUCAUCGUCCUUGACACAGAUAUCACCUUUGCCACCGAUAUUGCAGAGCUAUGGGCUGUGUUCCAUAAGUUCAAAGGGCAGCAGGUCCUGGGCUUGGUAGAGAACCAGAGUGACUGGUACCUUGGAAACCUGUGGAAAAAUCACCGCCCUUGGCCAGCCCUCGGAAGGGGCUACAACACAGGGGUGAUCCUGCUGCUUCUGGAUAAACUGCGGAAGAUGAAGUGGGAGCAGAUGUGGAGGUUGACCGCAGAGAGGGAGCUCAUGGGCAUGCUCUCCACAUCCUUAGCUGACCAGGAUAUUUUUAAUGCUGUCAUCAAACAAAACCCCUUCCUCGUGUACCAGCUCCCCUGCUUCUGGAAUGUGCAGCUGUCAGACCAUACCCGCUCCGAGCAGUGCUACAGAGAUGUGUCUGAUCUAAAGGUCAUCCACUGGAACUCCCCCAAGAAGCUUCGGGUGAAGAACAAGCACGUAGAGUUUUUUCGCAACCUCUACCUGACCUUCCUGGAGUAUGACGGGAACCUUCUGAGGCGGGAGCUGUUUGGCUGCCCCAGCGAAGCUGAUGUCAACAGUGAAAACCUCCAGAAGCAGCUGUCUGAGCUGGAUGAGGACGACCUAUGCUACGAGUUCCGGCGAGAGCGCUUCACCGUCCACCGUACCCACCUCUACUUCCUGCACUACGAGUAUGAGCCAGCAGCCGAUGGCACAGACGUCACCCUGGUCGCCCAGCUCUCCAUGGACAGGCUCCAGAUGCUGGAGGCCAUCUGUAAGCACUGGGAAGGGCCCAUCAGCCUGGCCCUCUACCUGUCGGACGCCGAGGCCCAGCAGUUCCUCCGCUACGCACAGGGCUCCGAGGUGCUCAUGGGCCGCCACAACGUGGGCUACCACAUCGUGUACAAGGAGGGCCAGUUCUACCCCGUGAACCUGCUGCGCAACGUGGCCAUGAAGCACAUCAGCACGCCCUACAUGUUCCUGUCGGACAUCGACUUCCUGCCCAUGUAUGGGCUCUAUGAGUACCUCAGGAAGUCUGUCAUCCAGCUCGACCUCGCCAACACCAAGAAAGCAAUGAUCGUCCCUGCGUUUGAGACGCUGCGCUACCGUCUCUCUUUCCCCAAGUCAAAAGCAGAGUUGCUAUCCAUGCUGGACAUGGGGACCCUCUUCACAUUCAGGUACCACGUCUGGACGAAAGGCCACGCACCCACAAAUUUCGCCAAGUGGCGGACUGCCACCACGCCUUACCGGGUCGAGUGGGAGGCUGAUUUUGAGCCGUAUGUUGUUGUGAGACGUGACUGCCCUGAGUAUGACCGGAGGUUUGUGGGCUUUGGCUGGAACAAGGUGGCUCAUAUCAUGGAACUGGAUGCGCAGGAAUAUGAAUUCACUGUGCUGCCCAAUGCCUAUAUGAUCCACAUGCCUCAUGCCCCCAGCUUCGACAUUACCAAGUUCCGUUCCAACAAGCAAUACCGCAUCUGUCUCAAAACCCUGAAGGAAGAGUUUCAGCAGGACAUGUCACGCCGCUAUGGCUUUGCUGCCCUGAAAUAUCUCACGGCCGAGAACAACAGCUAGCACCAAGAAGCCCGCUGCUAGGGAGAGACAUACUGCAGGGGAAGAGCCACUCGCUGUCUGGGGCCCAGCCUUCAGAUUCAAAAUGGAGCCAUGCCUUUUUGGUGUGUUUUUAUUCGUCUGUAACCCAACGAAGCUGCCCUCACUACAGAGAUCUUGGACAAGGAUCCAGCCAUCCUCUCUCUGCCCCGUGACCCAGCAUUCCCGGAGGGUGGAAAAAUAACCUGCCUGGACAAGUCCCUUCAAGAACAGGCCAUCGAGGCAUGAGAGGGAGUGAAGGCAAUAUCUCACCGCAAAGCAGCAAAACCAAGGCAGGGCUUUAGGAUGUUCCUGCUGCUUUUAAUAAUGGUGCUUCCCACCACAGCUGGGGAGAAAGGGAAGGCAGGGUGCUGGGGGUUCAUCAUCCCAGGAAAUAAAAGCAAAAUUGUGUUUUCAUUUAGAGGAAAUGCUCUCCUCUGCCCCGCAGUGUGGCUGGAUAUUCAAAGGGAGGGCAGACCAACGAUGUGAACCAACCAUUUGGGAAAACCCAGUGGGGAUGUAUUUGAAGAAAGGACCUGGAGGUGGGGUUGGAUGGUUCCUUAUCCUUGAAGUCACUCCUGUUUUGUUUUGAUUUGUUUUUCUUUGGGGGAUUUUCUUUGUUUGGUUUUGAUCUGGCAAUCCAAAAUAGAAAGUCUGAUCCUUUAAGGCUUAAAGGAAAAUCAGCUGCCUCAACCAACGUUCCUCUCUCAGCAGUGGCCCAGCAAGGAGGACGAAAGUCUUCAACCACUAUUUAAAGGUGGGCAGCUUCCUUCAGGAUUAUCACUGAGACUCCCGUGAUUUUGAAUUCCCUGCUUUCCACAAUCCAGGGGCUAUGAUGGGGGCUGUGGAAUCACGGGGGCUGACUGUUUUACACCGGUCACAUUUUCUAUUGGCAGUGACUGACUCAUGGGAAAGGGCUUUAAAGGAGCCAUUUCAGUGCACACGAAAGGUACGAACCUCUCAGGCCUUUGGAAGAACUUUAAUAAUUCACACGAGCCCAAUUCAGAAGAUUCACAUGCCAUUUGGAGACCUUCAGGAAGAACGUGAUUGGGUUCCUCUGUGUUCUUGCCUGCUUCACUGUGGAUAGGAAGAGGUGACAACCUCAGUCUCCCUUUGGGACCUGUCCAAGGGUAGGCAACCACCUUCACCUUUACGCAGAUCGAGGAGACACUGGACUUUUUACCCCUUUUCUUUAAUCUUCAAUAUUAAUGUUGUGUUUACAUUGAUGAGAACAAGAGUUAAUGCCCUACCCUCUGCUGGGCUGUUUGUAUUGAGUUGCAAUGUGACCAGCGAAAGCUGCAUUCAAUAAACGAAAGUACAGACUGUUUCUUCC